UCUUAUUGUUCUUCUUAUCCACAAACUGAAUGUUUAACCCCUCCAAGCAAUGAUGCAACUUGGCAAAAAUUACUUCCCUUGCAUCAUUUGUACAUCUGACAUUCACCUUGUCGAUUACUACCUUCGCGCCCCUCGCAAAUACGAACCCGCUAGGAUUUGAGCUAAAAAUACCAUCUCAUAGCAUCCCUAAGAGUCUAUCCACCUGCUCCAUGAGACCCAGAACAUAUAGCUUCAUCAAAAGAACAUUCACCUUGGAUAUACUCCAAGCACCAAAGGGAAGUUCCUUUAUCUGGCGUAGCAUCAAUAAAGCUACUCCCAUCCUUCGCCAAGGAUGUGCGUGGAACAUUCGAAAUGGUUUGAGCACUAAAUUUUGGACCGAUAUUUGGGUUUUGCAGGUUCCCCUUCUCCAAGUCGCAAAUUCUGCAAUCCCAGAAGACAUGCUUAGCACUUGUGUUGCUGACUACAUCGACGAGGAUGGAAGAUGGAACAAGCCAAGCUUCGACCAUUUACUCCCUCAGGAGGUGACAGACAAGAUAACGGCUUUGGCAGUAGAUCGACUCUCCUCGGCAAAUGAUAGAUUGUUCUGGAGAGAAACAUCAAAUGGCCACUUCUCUACAAAGACAACAUACAGUUUAGUACACUCGGCUACUACCACGGUGGAUAUGACUACGGAACCCCCUUGGAAGAUCAUUUGGAAGCUGUCGUUACUGGAGAGAGUGCGCACUUUUGUUUGGCUCCUUUGCUCAGAAAACUUAAUACUCGGGCACGGCUGCACUCAAAGCUCAUUGCUCCCACGUCUAGCUGUCUUCGCUGCAACAACAGAUUGGAGAAUCACAUUCACAUAUUCCAGGAUUGUACAGUCGCCAAAUAUCUAUGGAAGAAGAUAGUUCCUCAGCAUAAGCAGUCUGCUUUCUUUGCACAGCCUGACAGUAUGUGGCUGCAAAGCAAUCUUACUAGCAACGACACAUGUCCACAUGGAACUCCAUGGGUUGCUUUUUUUGCAAUUGCCGCUUGGACACUUUGGAAGCAAAGAAAUGAGCUUACUUUUCAUGGAACGGGUAAGGUGCUGUCUUUUCCCACUCUCACCAAUGUUAUCUCAUCUACGGCAAGCUUAUGGAAAGCAUGGAAUUCUCCAAGUCCCAAGCUCAAUGGAAAGCAACCAACAGUUGGAAGAACCAUGACUCAAAUCAAAUGGAACCCGCCACCAUAUGGUUGGUAUAAGUUGAACAUAGAUGGAGCUGCCAUGGGUAACCCAGGACUUGCAUGAGCUGGAGGCUUACUUAGAGACAACAAUGGGGUAUGGAUCAAAGGAUUCCUCUACAGGAUAGGAAAUAGCUCAGCAAUCUUAGCAGAACUUUGGGCGAUAAAGGAAGGGCUAAGCAUGGCCUAGAACAAUGGUAUACGUGACAUUAUCCUUGAGGAAGAUUCCUUGGUUGCAAAGGAUCUGAUAGAGCAUCGCAGCGACUUGAUUCACCCCCAUGCUACCAUUCUUGAGAUCAUUCGACGCAAGAUUGCACAACGCUGGUUGGUUCGCAUUUGUCAUACGUACCGUGAGGGGAAUAGAGUCGCGGACUAGCUCUCAAAGCACAGUCUCGUCUAUCCCUUCGGGUCGCAUGAACUUGCACAUCCACCACCCGCACUCUUGCAGAUCAUCAACGAUGACAUCCAGGGGGUUAGUUUUCCCAGAACCAUUGUUUCAAGUAAUACCACGUGCAUCUUUUCCCCUCCUACCCUACUAUAAUCUUCUCUCUGGCUAACGCCUCCAAUUAAUAAUAAUAAAAAAUCGAAAGAACAACCAUUUAUGUUGGAUUCUCUGAACUAGGAUUCAAUCCACUACUAGACCUUCAUCCGACCAAGAACCCGGUCCAAUUCCUCUACCCAAGCCAUCAACUGGCGCCCAAGGACGUUAACGAGCACCUAAUGUCCCUCAAAGACCACCAUGCUCCAUACCUUCCACACAAGUCAGAGGACAAAUUAUGCAAAUUGUUUUACCUGUUUCGAUAGAUGUAGUUGCGAGUUGCAGGACCUUGCAGCUGAAUUGCGAGUUGGAAUCAAUCGUCUUAUUAUCC
Molecule: messenger RNA, 2069 nt
Organism: Linum trigynum
Lineage: Eukaryota; Viridiplantae; Streptophyta; Magnoliopsida; Malpighiales; Linaceae
Source: the annotation of a GenBank genome assembly